UGGGUCGUUCAUCCUUCCUGCUUUCUCCCGCACGUUUGGUGUUAUGGGGCAGAGCCUCCUUUCUGUCCGCACCACCUGAGGAUCCCGGAAAUCGCCCCCGCGAUGGAAGAGGACCAGGAGCUGGAGAGGAAAGCUAUAGAGGAGCUGUUAAAAGAAGCAAAACGUGGAAAAACUAGAGCAGAAACAAUGGGACCUAUGGGCUGGAUGAAGUGUCCUCUUGCUGGUACAAAUAAAAGAUUCCUGAUUAACACAAUCAAGAACACAUUGCCCUCCCAUAAAGAGCAAGACCAGGAACAAAAAGAGGGCAGUAAGGAACCUGCAAAACACCAGGACCAGAAAGAAGCCAACCCAAAAAAGCACAGAAGCCACCCCUACAAGCACAGCCGAGGCCACUCUCCACCAAGGAAGCGGAGCUCCCGGGACAAGUGUGACCCACGACCCAGCAGGCGGUGAGGCUGAGCCAAGAGUGGCAACCCCGCCAGGCCAGCCCAUCAUUGCACCUGCGACUCGGUGCAUGAGGACAGGUGUGAGCUGGCAGGGUGAACACCUGAGCGUGACUUUCCCUGUAGGUCCCUUGCUGUUUUUAAGGAGGCUAUUGGUGAUGGGCAAAUUAAAAAAAAAAAAUGACCUUGUGACUCUUCAAGAAAACCAAACAAAGGAACUUGCCCUGAAGAUGUCGUGUGUAAGCUGCUUCAGCAGUGUCCUGCACAGCCGUAGUGUUUUUAUUCUAUCUUGUUUGGAAGUUCAUUUCAAAACAAGCCAGUGUGGAAUUUAAAGUUUUCAAAUUGUUAAAACUAGUUCCAGUUUUUUGACUUGCUGCACUUUUGGUCAUUUCUUGAAUUUUCUCAAAAAAUAAAAUACUUAUAAAUCCUG
This is a messenger RNA of Perognathus longimembris pacificus (Pacific pocket mouse), 873 nucleotides long. Its product is annotated as protein POLR1D-like. Bases 103 to 453 code for a protein of 116 amino acids. The record is from RefSeq and is a predicted model, not a curated record. NCBI's taxonomy places the organism in Eukaryota, Metazoa, Chordata, Mammalia, Rodentia, Heteromyidae. The transcript has 3 exons.